GUGGGCGCGGUCACGAACUGUCAUGUACAGCGCGAGAUUUUUUUGUUUUCCGCGAGCUGCUUGAAAAUCCAUGUGUUGCGCUCUCAGUGAGUCAGAUGACCGCCGCUUCUCCAACAUGCACGAGACACGAUUCCUAUCCAGGAGAACGACGAGAAGAACCCACUGACGUUAAAAACACUCUUUAAUAUGAGGAUGUCCGUUUCGGCAAACCACAAACUUUGGGAUUAUUGCAGGAGACUGACGCCGUCGGCACCGGAGAUGUUUGACGAUGUUUGUCAUUGAUGCGCGCAGAUAUGGAUUCUCUGUACAUCGCUACUGAGCUGGCGAUCGCGCUCGUGUCUAUCGUGGGCAACGUGCUCGUGUGCUGGGCUGUGGCCAUCAAUUCCAAUCUGAAAAACGCCACCAAUUAUUUUCUGGUGUCUCUGGCCGUGGCCGAUAUCCUGGUGGGCUGCCUCGCCAUCCCGUUCGCCAUCACCAUAAGCAUCGGGCUGCGCUCGGACUUUUACGGAUGUCUCUUUCUGGCGUGUUUCGUUCUGGUUCUGACACAAAGUUCAAUAUUUAGUCUCCUGGCGGUGGCCGUGGACAGAUACCUGGCCGUGAAAAUCCCCCUGAGGUAUAAGGAGCUCGUCACAGGAAAGCGAGCGCGCGAAAUCAUCACCAUUUUAUGGAUCUUAUCCUUUAUCAUUGGACUCAUCCCGUUCGUGGGUUGGAACCGGAGAGGCAAGUCCUGCCCCGGGAACGCGAGCGGCUCGACACCGGCCGGCAACGUCAGCGACGCCGCCGCAACCGAAGUGGGCUUCCUGCAGAGCUGCUGCCUGGAGUGUCUGUUUGAAAACGUGGUGGACAUGAGCUACAUGGUUUACUUCAACUUCUUCGGCUGCGUGCUGCCGCCGCUGCUCAUCAUGCUUGGCAUCUACGUCAAGAUCUUCACGGUGGCACGCAGGCAGAUGCGUCAGAUCGAGCUGAAGUGCAGCGCCAGCAACGGCGACAGUCAUCACCGCAGCCUGCUGCAGCGCGAGAUCCGCGCCGCCAAAUCCCUCUCCAUCAUCGUGGGCUUGUUCGCGCUCUGCUGGCUGCCCGUUCACAUCCUCAACUGCCUCACGCUCUUCUACAAACAGCUGCAGAAACCCAGCUUCGUCAUGAACACCGCCAUCCUCCUCUCGCACACCAACUCCGCCGUCAACCCCAUUAUUUACGCCUACCGCAUCCGGGAGUUCCGAGUGACCUUUAGGAAGAUCCUCAAGCGUCAUUUCUUGUGUCGACGGGACGAGUUGUAUCUCAGCGCCAAAGGCAGCAGCAGACACAGAGACCAGAUCACAAUGACCAUGGAUCCUCUUCUAUAGAUGCGGAUGAUGGAGGAGAAAUGUUUACAGACCAAAGAACUUCACUGAACGAUAAACUGUGAAAGAAAACCUCUUUGGGAAUAUUUAUGGACUUAUUAGACACGACCAAGCACUAAACCUGAAGACGUUCCGCGCAUUAGCGCAGGAAUAAAAGGUGAAAGUGAUGACGGAGAACUCUUGUACGAGUUUAAUGGAUAAACCUAUAGAACAAUAACACAACAGGCUCUGGAGAUGGAAGAACCCAGAAAUCGAAUCAGAGGUGAAUGAGCCACAUUAGAAAACCAAUUUGAACACGAGCGCUGUUAUAACAAGCGUCAUGCUUGAAUUCAUUAGGACCUUCGAUGUUUUUGUUAUGACUGAAAUGGUUGACGGUAGACUGCUCAGGAAAACACACGAGGUAAAACCUUUUUCAGAACCUGUAAAAGAUAGAUCACGCCGUACAAAGCCGUUGAGGAAAAGGACUUUUAGUCUUUGUCUUUUUAAAGACAUGCUAUGUUGUUGUCACAAUUAAAGAGAAAGUUCACCCAAAAAUGAACUUUCUGUCAUCAUUUAUUCACCCUUCGUGUCAUCUUUCUUCUGCAGAACACAAAAGAAGAUAUUUGGAAGAAUGUCGGUCACCAAACAACAUUGAACCCCAAUGAGCUCCAGUAUGUGGACACAAAACCACUGAAACAUUUCUCAAGAUAUCUACGUACACAGGUUUUGAGGGUGACAACAUUUUAGGGUGAACUAUCCCUUUUAUUAAGUGACAUAUGGUGACCCCCAAUUCAGUUGCACUUAAAUCGCUGCAUUCGAAAUAAUAUCACAUCUUUGUGUCAUUUGUGUCACGUACGGUGUAAACUGGUCUUCUGCUUGUAAUCUGCUGUGAUUGGCUCUUGACGUGUAAAACCCAUCAGCCAAUAAGCUUGCGUGCUCCGUACGUCUUUAAUGUUCAAGUGAUCUUGUUCAGUUGUGUGACGUGUGACCAUCACGACGAUGUUACAUCUAUACGGUUUUGCAAAGCAGCAUGAAUCACAUGUGUUACAGCAGCGUACGCCGUUCUGAACACACGGACGUGUCACAUCCAUUGUUCACAAAAACAUUCCUGUAGAAUUGUUUUGCUUGAAAGUACACUUCUGCUUUCUCUCAUUGAAAUAAAUGACAUUAGGUUUCAUCUUUUAUGCAACAUUGGUAAGUCUGGCUUCAACGUCCAGAAGCUUUGGGGGUCACUUUAUGUAAAAGAGUCUCAUUGCCUCUGUCCCUCAUCAUGAAAUUGCCCUUUUAAGCAUUUGACCGUCAUACACUUUUAUCCUAACAAACAUUCCCGCUGUCCCCAGAUGUGAUGCUACAACACUUGGAGCUGAUAUCUGUCUGCACAGCCCUCAGGACUGCGUUUGUCAUUGAAUGUCUGACUGCGACAAAACCAUCCAGACCACAACCACAGCAUCUCCCCCAGAACAGAGAGAGAGAGAGAGAGAGAGAGAGAGACUGACAGCAUCACCACUGGACCUAGAUAGAACGUAACUCUUUAAUGACAAUACAGUGACUUCAUUCUGUGACACUUACAUUUCUAUUUAAGACCAAAACUGUUUAGUUUCUGUAGAACAAAUUGAAACCGUUUUGUUAUAAACAUGAGUUACAGCGGUUUAUGGUUUCGUAUAAUGUGAAAUAUUCCUUAAAAAAUGUUGAUAGACUGUUAAGAAGAAAUGUAAUAAAGUUGAUCUAAACUAA
Molecule: messenger RNA, 3053 nt
Organism: Triplophysa dalaica
Lineage: Eukaryota; Metazoa; Chordata; Actinopteri; Cypriniformes; Nemacheilidae
Gene: adora2b
Product: adenosine A2b receptor
Exons: 3
Coding region: 282-1343 (353 amino acids)
Biological process (GO): adenylate cyclase-activating G protein-coupled receptor signaling pathway; vasodilation; G protein-coupled adenosine receptor signaling pathway
Cellular component (GO): membrane
Molecular function (GO): G protein-coupled adenosine receptor activity
Source: RefSeq, a predicted model, not a curated record